This is a messenger RNA of Girardinichthys multiradiatus, 1140 nucleotides long. It is a transcript of the gene cytl1, whose product is annotated as cytokine-like protein 1. The transcript is spliced from 4 exons. The record is from RefSeq and is a predicted model, not a curated record. Bases 66 to 503 code for a protein of 145 amino acids. NCBI's taxonomy places the organism in Eukaryota, Metazoa, Chordata, Actinopteri, Cyprinodontiformes, Goodeidae. Gene Ontology annotation, biological process: positive regulation of transcription by RNA polymerase II.
CGUUUUCUGCAGUUUACUUGUUAGGAGUCCUGCACAAGCAGCUGGACUGUUUAGAGCUGACAGACAUGAGGCUGGGACUGGCGGCUCUCUGCUUCUUCAGCGCCUUGCUUCAGUAUGACUGCACUCCUCCGACCUGCUACUCCAGAGCGCUCAGCCUGAGCAAAGAAAUCAUGACCCUGCUGAAUAAGAUCCACACUUUCCGCCUCACCAAAGUGUGUGCUGGAGGUCUACCUGUCAUCCACAUUGAUGUGCAUAACGCAUGCAUCACCAACAAACUGCGUGACUUUCUCUAUGUGGUGCUGAACCAUCCCGACCCAAACUGCAGGGAGAAGCCCAGAAUGGUCCUGUUGAAACAGAAAAUCCAGAACCUGUACAACAUCAUCACCAGAGUCUGUUACCGGGACUUGGUGUUUUUCACAGAUGACUGUGAGUCUAUCGACACUGGACGUAGCAGCCCAAACUUAGCAGAAGACAGGCUGCAGGUGCUGCAGGAGGACAGAUGAGACUGUUCACAAUCUCAUAUAUAGACAUAGCUUCAUAGAAAUCCAUAGUAGCCAAAUGUAGAGCAGUAACAGCAUUUAUAUAACACCGAAGACAGGGUUGUUUCAUGUCCUGCAUGCCAACUGGCUGAGGGUUGGGUGACAGUCUGCAUGUCAGUGGACACGUGUGGUUUCAUUCCAGCAGCGAGCGGAGAACUUUCCACAGGAAAUUAGCUGAAUGCCAGCCAUGCCGAUGAAAACCUUGAAAUAAUAAACCAGUACUAGAUGCUUGUGAAUGCAGACUGACCACUGCUUCUUUACCAGGUCUGAUCAAAGGUUUGUACACCAUUAACAGAAAUAAGCUGUGUAACUGUGAGCUUUCCACACAGCAGCAGCGCUGUGGGUGUCCUGUAAACAUCUGAAGGCUUGAACAUGGUCCUUCAACAUGUUGGAGAAGAAAGGGACCUUUCUCCCUCGUACAGUUUGUAAUUUUCUGAAUGUUCUUGUAUAGACUUUGUAUGAAAGGAGUUGUGAUGUUUCUGCUGCUUUCUUAUUAUGAAUAGGAAGGACUCUUCAGAGAAAUAUAAAAUCUCUCUAAUAUGCUGUACAUGCCCACAAUCAGUAAAUGUUCCCUUAAAGUAAUAAAAAUGUUCCUUUCCUA